Labeo rohita (rohu) is the source of this 3477-nucleotide messenger RNA. It is a transcript of the gene daw1, whose product is annotated as dynein assembly factor with WDR repeat domains 1. The record is from RefSeq and is a predicted model, not a curated record. The coding region runs from base 20 to 1267 and encodes 415 amino acids. Lineage: Eukaryota; Metazoa; Chordata; Actinopteri; Cypriniformes; Cyprinidae. The transcript is spliced from 13 exons. Gene Ontology annotation, molecular function: protein binding.
GACAGUGUUCAUUGGCGUGAUGAGACUGAAACGGCUACACAUACGGUACUACCCACCAGGAAUAUUCCUGGACUAUGAGAAAGGGGGGCAGCUAAGGACGAAAUCCAUCGAUCUGUUAAACUUGACUCCAGAGACUGAUGUGAAUGAGGUACUGUCAGACAUCAGAGCAGCUGAACCUCUCAUCACCUCAUCCUGCGCUGAGCAGGUUAAAGUCCUGAUUUGCAAACUACAAGAGAAAGUCGGCCAGAAGGAUGACCGCAAGUUCUACCUUUUCAGGGCACUUCAGGCUCACAUCUUGCCCCUGACAAAUGUAGCCUUCAAUAAAUCAGGAUCGAGUUUUAUAACCGGAAGCUAUGACAGGACUUGUAAAAUAUGGGACACCGCAUCCGGAGAGGAGCUGCAUACUUUGGAGGGUCACAGGAAUGUUGUGUACGCCAUCGCCUUCAACAACCCUUACGGAGACAAGGUUGCCACAGGCUCCUUUGACAAGACCUGCAAAUUGUGGAGUGCUGAAACAGGAAAGUGUUUCUACACGUUUAGAGGGCACACUGCAGAAAUCGUCUGCCUGGCCUUUAACCCUCAGAGUACCCUGGUUGUUACAGGCAGCAUGGACACCACAGCUAAAUUAUGGGAUGUUGAGAGUGGGAAAGAGGUGUCCACAUUGGCGGGUCACUUCGCCGAGAUAAUCUCUCUCUCCUUUAACACAACGGGCGAUCGUUUGGUCACAGGGUCGUUUGACCACACUGCCAUUCUGUGGGACGUUUCUUCUGGCAGCAAAGUUCACGUUCUCACAGGCCACAGAGGAGAAAUCAGUUGUGUUCAGUUCAACUGGGACUGUUCCCUUAUCGUCACAGCCUCUCUGGAUAAAACCUGCAAGGUGUGGGAUGCAGACAGUGGUCAGUGUUUGGCUACUCUCCUGGGUCAUAAUGACGAAGUGCUGGAUGUGUGUUUUAACUACACUGGUCAACUGAUCGCUACGGCCUCUGCUGAUGGUACAUCAAGAGUGUUCAGCGCAGAAACCUUCCAAUGUUUGUGUCAAUUAGAGGGCCAUAAAGGAGAGAUAUCGAAGGUGUGUUUUAAUCCACAGGGGAGCCGUGUCUUGACGGCGAGUGUGGAUAAGACGGCUCGUGUGUGGUGCGUGAACACAGGAGCAUGUUUGCAGGUGCUGGAGGGACAUUCUGAUGAGAUCUUCUCGUGCGCUUUCAACUACGAGGGAGACACCAUCAUUACAGGCAGUAAAGACAACACCUGCAGGAUCUGGCACUGAAAGAGCGGCCUGAACUUCGAUCUUACAGUAUUCCUUCACCUCUUUUGAUUGAGAUAUUGUGUGUCUUCUCAUCACACUGCCAUAGUAUUUCUGUUCACAAGUACAUGUAUGUGUGGAGAACAUUACGCUAACACUUCACUUGAAGCCUUUACAUAUAAUGCGUUAUAAAGCAUUAUAUCUUUCAUGAAUAACUGUAAGCAGAGUUUAAAUGCAUUAUAGUCUUUGCAGAUUCUUUAUGAAUAGCAUUAAAUAUGCUUUUUAUGGGUGUAAUGAUGAAGGUUAUGAUUAUUCGUGAGAUCAUACAUUAUAAGAUGGCAUAUUUAAUGCAUUAAAAUUCUUUUAUAAUGCAUUAUAUAUAGAGCUUCAAGUAAAGUGUUACUGACAUUAUUUUUCACCCUUAAAGAAUAUUCUGGGUCAAAUACAAGUUAAAAUCAUAUGUGGCGUGCUGUUGAUUAUUAUAAAAAAUGUGACAAAUUUUUGAUUUCUUACUCUGUUAUUUUCUUCUGUAUUUAACCUGGACCAUCUCUAUUUUAGCAUGCAAGUCUAUUUUUAGGUUAAAGGAAUAGGUGACCCAAAAUGAAAUUUUGCUUACAGUGCACUCAUCUAUAAGCCUAGUUUGUGUCUUUGUGGGAACAGACUUGGAGAAAUGUAGCAUUACAUCGCUUACUCACCAAUGGAUCCUUUCGCAGUGAAUGGGUGCCGUCAGAAUGAGAGUCCAAACAGCUGAUAAAAACAUCACAAUAACUCCAGUCAAACCAUUAAUGUCUUCUAAAGUGACAAGCUGUGUGUUUGUAAUAAAUCCAUCAACUUUAAACUAGAGGUCAACCGAUACCGGAUUUUACCGAUACUGAUAACUAGGUUGGACCACACUGACUGAUACCAAUUAAUCGACCGAUAGUUUUUAAGAUGAAUACUUAAACGGAAAAUAAAUAGUGCUCUACUACUUAAAAAAAAGUAGCCUACUGAACCAUACUUUGUAAAUGAAUAAAAUAUUAAUAUUAAUUAUAUAUUGAUCAUUAUAGUUAGUUCAUUGUUCAUUAAUGUUAACAAAAGCAACUAAACUUUUUAAAAUAUAUCAGUAAAUGCUGAAAUUAACACACUCUAACAAGGAGCAAUACUUCUAUUCUACAGCUUUUAUCAAUCUAUAAAAGCUGUAGAAUAGAAUCACUUUAUAUUGUAAAGUGUUACGAUUACAUCAACAAUCAAGCUAAAGAUGGCCAUCUUUAAAUAUCUACACAAAGGCCACAGUAUUGCAUACAUAUGAAUAUUGUGCACUUUUACAAUUUAACUGCUUCUAUUCUAGAACAUUUGUGGUUAUCUAAUCAAAAUAUAAAAAUAUGUUAGUCACACAACAGGCAAAAGUGCAGCGCUACAUCUAGAAGAACUGGCAGCUAUCUAGUAUCACACACACUGGACACUUCGCGUUCAAUUCAAGCGGCGGUCUACAAGACUGUAUUUGAUCACCAAACGGGCAAAAGUAUACUACUGUCCUUUUUCCACUAAUGCAGCAUCUAGACAACAAAUUCAUCGCUUAGUAAUGACAUGAAAACAUGCACUACAGUAUACUGUACUGUACUUUAAAACAUUGUUGUAGAUGUUUUAAAUCCGCCUUUGAAGUGUCCCGCUCUGUGCAGCAAGCAGUCACGUGUCCAAACAAAUGGCACGUGCUGUCAGUGAUUUCUGCCACUAGAUGCCGCUCUCUUUAUUUCUGUAUAACAAAGACUAUAGGGACUUUGCUGUGUAAUGACGACCUUCUCAGUCGCUCCAGCAACGGACCCAACCCGGAAAAAUCUAUCGGCAUGGAUAUUUGCUGAUAACCGAUAGUUCCGGCAACACUGAUAAAUUGGUUGACCUCUACUUUAAACUAUAACUUCUGUCCAAAAUGCAAGAUGAAAUGUUUUUGUUUUUUUUUCUCACAGGAGGAAGCAAUACUACCGAUAGAGGACUCAUAUUUUAGCCAGAAACAAUGGUUUGAUAGAUUUGUAUUUUACAAACAUGCAGCUUUUUGCUUCACAAGACAUUAAUUGAUGGACUGGAGUGGUGUGGUUUACUGUGAUGUUUUUAUCAGCUAUUUGGAUGGCACCCAUUCACUGGUGAUCCAUUGGUGCUACAUUUCUCCAAAUCUGUUCCAAUGAAGAAACAAACUCAUCUACAUCUUGGAUGGCCUGAGACGGAGUACAUUUUCAUUUUUGGGUGAAUUAUUUCUUUAA